AUGGCCAUUCCCAAUGCUGCGUUGCAAAAGUUGCUUCAAGAAGUCGAGACUCAAGCGCUGCUUUCCCAACAAAAGAUCACGCAAACGCAGGCAGAAUUGAGUGCCAAACGGAGAGAUGCUCGACUCAACCAACUGACAGCCAAUGAGCUGAAAUCCUUGUCACAAGACACAAAUGUCUAUGAAGGGGUUGGGAAAAUGUUCAUCGCCGUUCCUCCGUCGACUCUGAACAAGCGCUUGGCUUCCGAGGCAGCAUCUCUGAGCAAGGACAUCACGGAUCUGGAGAAGAAGUUACAUUACCAAGAGACUACAUACAAGAACAGUCGACAGCACAUUGAGAAGAUCUUACAGACUGGUGGUCGAUCGUGA
Molecule: messenger RNA, 366 nt
Organism: Fonsecaea nubica
Lineage: Eukaryota; Fungi; Ascomycota; Eurotiomycetes; Chaetothyriales; Herpotrichiellaceae
Exons: 3
Coding region: 1-366 (121 amino acids)
Biological process (GO): protein folding
Cellular component (GO): cytoplasm; prefoldin complex
Molecular function (GO): protein folding chaperone
Source: RefSeq, a predicted model, not a curated record